CAUGACGCACUUGCUCGCGCAUGCGCACAAGCAACAUUUAGACACAUGAAGGGCAGCUAGCUAGGUAGUUCGUUUCGCUGCUAGCCGGUUAUCACCAUGUUUGUCGCGCGGAGCAUCGCAGCGGACCACAAAGAUCUGAUACAUGACGUGUCGUACGACUUCCACGGCCGGAGAAUGGCGACGUGCUCCAGCGACCAGAGUGUGAAGGUCUGGGAUAAAAGUGAGAACGGAGAGUGGCACUGCACGGCCAGCUGGAAGACACACAGCGGGUCGGUGUGGAGGGUGACCUGGGCCCAUCCAGAAUUCGGGCAGGUUCUGGCCUCCUGCUCCUUCGACAGGACAGCUGCUGUGUGGGAAGAGAUUGUCGGGGAGUCCAACGACAAGCAGAGAGGACUGAGCCACUGGAUCAAGAGAACCACGCUAGUGGACAGCAGAACCUCAGUGACGGAUGUGAAGUUCGCCCCGAAACACAUGGGCCUGAUGCUGACCACCUGCUCCACCGACGGGGUGGUGAGGAUCUACGAGGCGCCCGACGUCAUGAACCUGAGCCAGUGGUCCCUGCAGCACGAGAUUUCGUGCAAGCUCAGCUGCAGCUGCAUCACUUGGAAUCCCUCGAGCUCUCGUGCCCACCAGCCAAUGUUUGCAGUGGGCAGCGACGACAGCAACGUGACGUACAGCGGGAAGGUCCAGAUCUACGAGUAUAAUGAAAACACGCGGAAAUACGCGAAAGUGGAGACUCUGAUGACGGUCACCGACGCCGUCCACGACAUCGCCUUCGCCCCAAACCUGGGGAGAUCCUUCCACGUGCUCGCCAUCGCCACGAAAGACGUCCGAAUCUUUAAGAUCGUCCCCAUGAGGAAGGAGAGCGUCUCUACGGGGCCCACCAAGCUGGAGGUGCAGAUUGUGGCUCAGUUUGACAACCACAACUCCCAGGUGUGGCGUGUGAGCUGGAACAUCACCAGCACCCUGCUGGCGUCCUCUGGGGACGAUGGCUGCGUGCGCCUCUGGAAAGCAAACUACAUGGACAACUGGAAGUGCACGGGCAUCCUGAAGGGCGACGGCAGCCCGCUCACCGGCUCCUCCGGGCAGCCCGCGGCCAUGAGCACCGUGGUGGGCUCCUCGGUGCAGACGUCCCAGAGCGCCCCGAACGGCGCGCCCGCAGGAAGGUAGGUGGCGUGGUGCGUCCGUCCGGCCGCCACUCACCCAGCCCGAGCCGAACUGACUGCUUCUCGUGCCGCUCACACUGACCGGGGACGGCCGCCGCUCACUGACAACCCUCCUGUGCCCCCCCCCCCCCCCCACUGACCAAACGAUGCACUCAUGCAAAGAGCUUGGCUUCCGAGCCCGUGGAGUUGGAUGUGCUGUGGUGUUUUUAUUUUUUUUAAAUGUUCUUUUUAAAAUAAGUGAUUUCCUCUUCACUUGUACGGAUGCAUGCAAGAGUAUUUUUAUUUUCUCCACUUUGCGUUGUUAGAGUUAACCACACGUCCUUAAAAAUAAACCGCUUUUUAUAUAAAAAAAUUUGAUAUGUGACGAUUAUUUCAAAUUGUCGUGUCGGGCGAUGUCGUUUUGUAAAUAUUGAGACAACCUGAUCCCAUAUUUUUGAGAAGAGCAAUUCAAAUCAAAGUCCGGUAAUUCCUUUCAUCAUCCCGCUUUUUCAAUUUCGAUGCGUUCUUGAGCGAGUUUUGCCAAACUCUUUGCUGAGGGGACGGACGGCGUGAAUGGAGCUCAUUAACCGACCGCAGUAACACCAUGAGGGUCGAGGACCAACACGCGGCUAUGAAUACAGCCACUGACAUUAAAAGUGAGAAUAUGUAACGUGUGUGGUGAGAGAUGACGCCCGUUGCUCUUUUACAAAUGAAGUGUUUAAUUCAUAAGAAAAAUAAAAGUCUUCAUUCAGUGCACUCGGGUGAUUUAAGCUUUGAGUGACCCACUUCCUGUUGACUGUCUGCCUCGUCUGCUAUCGGUACAGGUACAUAUUUGUUUUACGAAUAAUUUCCUAUUUGAUGUUCGAUUUUGAAAACGAAGUUCAAAAGUGUGGAAACCGAGUGCGUACGUGGCUGUAUUUAUGUUCCACUUUAACAGCCUCUUAAUAAAACCUCCCGACGUGCUCUGUGUAACCCGAGUGAAACACGGACUACACUCUCAGCAAAAAAAAUGACUUGUGUAAAAGUUUUUCUUGCAUUCCAGUUGUGCGUCUGAAGUAACGUGGUGUUGUCCUGCUUGUUGCAUGCAGGAUUGCCAAGAGAGCUCCCUUUGCCCCUCCUCCCCUACGGCAGCUGACCUCUCCAAAGACAUACCGGCAUCCUGCGUAUUACUAAGUCUGCUCUGCACCGGCUGCUGGCCCUCGUGUCGAUAUGCAUUGAAGAGAUGUCGUGUCCUUUCUCUGAAUACUGGUUGAAGGCUCUGUUAUGGAAUUAAAACCCGCACGGUUCUGUUUUUUCCCCC
Pseudoliparis swirei is the source of this 2445-nucleotide messenger RNA. RefSeq names its product SEH1-like (S. cerevisiae) (gene seh1l). NCBI's taxonomy places the organism in Eukaryota, Metazoa, Chordata, Actinopteri, Perciformes, Liparidae. Gene Ontology annotation, cellular component: nuclear pore outer ring; Seh1-associated complex. The coding region runs from base 97 to 1170 and encodes 357 amino acids. Gene Ontology annotation, biological process: cellular response to amino acid starvation; positive regulation of TORC1 signaling. The record is from RefSeq and is a predicted model, not a curated record. Gene Ontology annotation, molecular function: structural molecule activity; protein binding. The transcript has 8 exons.